Coregonus clupeaformis (lake whitefish) is the source of this 1803-nucleotide messenger RNA. RefSeq names its product acidic mammalian chitinase. Lineage: Eukaryota; Metazoa; Chordata; Actinopteri; Salmoniformes; Salmonidae. The coding region runs from base 245 to 1567 and encodes 440 amino acids. Gene Ontology annotation, biological process: chitin catabolic process; carbohydrate metabolic process. The transcript is spliced from 10 exons. Gene Ontology annotation, cellular component: extracellular region. The record is from RefSeq and is a predicted model, not a curated record. Gene Ontology annotation, molecular function: chitin binding; chitinase activity.
UUGAAGAAGUCGUCGGUCAAUAGGCCCAUGUUGUGGUUAUUAGGACUAUCACAGCCUAUUUUUUUUCUUCUUGAGGUGAAUAUGUAGUAAUGAUUUUCCUAAUUUGAAGUGAGACCUUCACCGGUGUUAUCCAUACAAGGGAGGACAGCUUUUCAAAACAACCUGAGCGAUCAUCUUCCUAGAUCCACCCUACUUUCUUGCCCUGUCAGACAAACGUUUCCCCCCUGGACGUCGUCGGCCCAACAUGAAUGUGGCAGCAGUUUUUGUUUGGUUCGGCCUGGUGGUCACUAAAGCCAUUUGUACUCGGGAAGAGUACCGACUGGUGUGCUAUGUGAACAGCAGGACCCAGCACCAUCCUGACAUGCCUGCUUUCAGCCUGGACAUGGCUGACCCGUUCCUCUGCACCCAUAUCAUCAUGGCCUACAUGAACCUGGACCAGGACUAUCACAUCACACCCUUCACACAGGAGGACAGGACCCUCUGCAGCUCCAUCAACAUGCUCAAAGAGAGGAACCCAGAUCUGAAAACUCUGCUUUCUGUUGGGGGAUGGAACUUUACUGACACCAGGCUCCUAAAGAUGUCCUCUGACAACACCACGAGGAAGACGUUUGUCCAGUCUGCUCUGAAACACCUGAGGCAGGAGGGCUUUGAUGGACUGGAUGUGGUGUGGCAACCUCCCUCUGCUUCUAAUGGAGCACAGGGGGGAAAACAUCUAUUUACUCAUCUGCUCAAGGAGCUGCGUGGAGGAAUUCAGGAGGAGGCUCGUGUCUCAGGGAUUGAGACUCUGCUCCUCACCACAGCAGUGUCGGGCCUGGUGGACUAUGCCAGAGAGGCCUACGAUGCACAGUCCUUUCCCCAGUAUGUUGACUUCAUCUCCUUGGUGACCGCUGACCUCCAUGGGCCACUGGAGGGAAUGUCAGGUCACAUCAGUCCAUUGUUCAGCCUGAAGCAUCCAGCUAUGGACACAUCUCAGAGAGAAAACCAAGUGCAGUACUGGCUCUCUCAGGGAGUGGUUUCCCAGAAGCUGACUCUGGGGUUCCCUGCUUACUCACCUGUAACCCAGAUCCUGGGGAACGAGAUAAAUUAUGACAAGGAAGAUACAGAGCUACAAGAGGAUGCAGCGGAAUAUACUGAGACUGAUACCGCUGUACGUGUUAUGGCUUACUAUGAGGUGUGUCAGUUCCUCAGAAUUGGGGCGGUGGUGAAGUUUGAUAAGAGGGAGAAGCUGAUCCAGGCACAUGAAUAUGAUCACUGGCUUAACUUUGAAUAUAUACAUAUCCUGAGGGAGAAGAUGAGAGCGCUGCAGCGUCAGGAGCUGGGUGGAGCCAUGGUGUGGUCUCUGGAUCUUGACGACUUCACAGGGACGCUGUGUGGCAAAGGUAGCUUCCCGUUCACCAGGCUGCUCAAAGCAUCUCUUCUCAGGGAUAAGGGGCCACGACAUCAUAAACGACGCCACCAUUAUCACCAUCGCCAUCCACAUCGUCAUGGGGGUUUCCUUUCCCAUGACAGCCAUCACCCAGGUUACCAUGUCCAUUGUCACCGUCACCUUGACCGCCACAACACUUAAUCACACAGUGGAGUGUGACUGUAACCUAACUCACUACACACUGGCAAGACUCAUACAUCCCAUCCCUGCAUGAAGAUAUUAGAUUAUUAUAAUUAUUUUUUAUAUGGUAGAUUGGGUUGGACUGUUUUUUGGCUCUGUUUAGUGAUUUCAAGCAUGGUAUGGCAGAGAUGUGGCUUUAGAUUUAGCUUCAUAACUUGUACUCUGGCCUCUGGUGGAAUACUAUGCAUUAAUAGUUU